UUGCCCCUCAGGUCGGGCACCGUACCCCCAGGCACCACUGUGGAGCAGCUGCACUACGCCAAGAAACUGUACGACUCUGCCUUCCACCCCGACUCUGGCGACCGCAUGAACCUGAUUGGCCGGAUGUCUUUCCAGGUGCCGGGGGGGAUGGCCAUCACAGGCUUCAUGCUGCAGUUUUACAGGACGGUGCCGGCAGUGGUGUUCUGGCAGUGGGUGAACCAGUCUUUCAAUGCCUUGGUCAACUACACCAAUCGGAAUGCAGCAUCACCCAUUACACAAAAGCAGAUUGGAGUGGCCUAUGUGACUGCCACCAACACGGCCGUCAUUACAGCAGUGGGCCUGAACCUCUACACUAAGAAAGCUUCUCCCCUCGUUGCCCGCUGGGUGCCCUUUGUCGCCGUGGCAGCAGCUAACUGUGUCAACAUCCCCAUGAUGAGGCAGCAGGAGAUCCUGAAUGGCAUCUCGGUCACAGACGAGAAUGGCAACAAGCUGGGCCACUCCAGGAAAGCUGCCAUAAAAGGGAUUGCGCAGGUGGUCGUCUCUCGUGUCACCAUGGCAGCCCCGGGGAUGAUUAUCCUGCCCAUUGUAAUGCAGAGGAUUGAAAAAUACAAAUUCAUGCAGAGGAUUGCUUUUCUCCACGCGCCGUUACAAGUGAUGAUGGUGGGAGUUUUUCUGACCUUCAUGGUGCCUGCUGCUUGCUCCCUGUUUCCCCAGAGAUGCUCCAUGGCCGUGUCCAAACUGGAACCAGAGCUGAGGGACUCCAUCCGCUCUCAGUACGGAGACAGUGUCCGCUAUGUGUACUUCAACAAAGGGCUGUGA
Lepisosteus oculatus (spotted gar) is the source of this 819-nucleotide messenger RNA. The record is from RefSeq and is a predicted model, not a curated record. NCBI's taxonomy places the organism in Eukaryota, Metazoa, Chordata, Actinopteri, Semionotiformes, Lepisosteidae.